Molecule: messenger RNA, 2880 nt
Organism: Adineta steineri
Lineage: Eukaryota; Metazoa; Rotifera; Eurotatoria; Adinetida; Adinetidae
Source: the annotation of a GenBank genome assembly
AUGAAUCGUGGUCUAAAAUUUAAGCGAUUACGUCAACUUCUGGAAAAAUGUUCGGAAAGCGUUAUGUACUACGAUGAAAUUAAUUUUGUUGUAAAAAAGAUUCAACAGAUUGAAUCAUUGUUGACAGCAUUUCAAUUUCAUCCUAUUCAAGUUUUCAAUAAGAGAAAACAUGUAGUGGAUCUGAUAGCUAAAAGCUAUCUUGAUAAAGCGGCUGAUGAUGUGCAACAUCUGCUUCCAGUUGAUGUCCCUGGUGAUGGAAAUUGUUUAUAUUAUUCUAUUCUUGUUUUGAUGAAUAAUUCAUCAAUAACAACAGAUGAAUUGCGAGUUCGAACAAUUAUUGAACUUACGGUAAAUGAAAACUAUUAUCAGACUAUGAAUGCACAGCACGUCGGACCUAUCGACAUUGCUAUCCAGUCUAUUUGUAAAGAUCAUACAUUUUCUGAAUUAUAUGAAAUAGCCGCAUUAUGCAACGUGCUUCAAUGUAAUAUACGAAGUGUUUACCCAAAAAUUGAUUUUCAACACUUUAUGGCCUCGUGGGAUAGUAUCUUUACACCUCUUCCAUCUGUUAUCGCUAAUUACAGUAUUGCAGUUUUGUGGUCACAUGGCCUGAAUGAAAAUGAUGUUCGAGCGAUGAGUAAUAGCACAUGUAGUCCAAAUCAUUUUGUUCCACUUCUAUCACCGAAUAACCAAAAUGAAUCUGACGAUUACAAUAAUUCAACAUCAUUUAAUAUAACUCCUCAAAAGAAUACAUUUAAGAAUAGCACUGCAGUUCAAAUAAGAAUACCUGAAUUUCAAUCUUCUCCCAAUAGACGACUAAGAACUGAUGACACCAUCGAGAAUGGUCCCACUGAACUAAUUGUAUCGGGCUCGAUACAAAAUGGAAAAAAUGAUAAAGAAAAACAGCGUCAGAUUCAACUUGAGAAGAAAAGACAAGACAGCCGAUCCAGGCGUAUGAGAGAAACGGAACAACAAACUCAGGAUCGACUUGAGAAGGAUAGAGAACGACAUCAAUUGAUUCGUACGAAUGAACCUGAAGAACAACAUCAGACACGACUUGAACAACAAAGAAAAUUAAGCAAAAAUAAUAGACUUAAAAAAAAAAUUGAAAAACAAUUAAAUGAAAACAUUGAUAUGGAUCAAAAUAAUAUUGGGACGCAGUUUUCCAUUAACCAGUCUUGGCCUCAACCAAUUGCUCGUGAGUUGAAAGAAGCCUGUUUACAACAGUUUUUAGAACAAAUGUCCAUGUCGGUACUGGCUGAAGUCACUUGCGCAGUUUGCAAUAUCCGUUCUCCAAAAAAAGACUCGAAAACGAUACCAGUUCGACAAAUUCCAAAUAUUCAUCUACUUAAAGUUUCUGACGAGCUCAAAGAUUUUAUUAAACAUUUGAACAAAGACACUCAAAUCUCCGUCGACAAUAGUACAGAAACGACAGAACGGACUGAAAAUCCUUUAACAUUUAAUUCGUCAUCGUUUUAUUGUGAAAACGAUGUUAUUUUAUACAAAAGCGGUUUAUUUCAACAGAAUAAAGUGGACAUGUGCAGACUUUGUCAAAAAUGCCAUAGUGCUCUUUUCAAGAAAUCUAUUCCUAAGUUUUCAACUGCCAAUAAUAUGUGGUUAGGUGACAUACCUAUUGAAUUACAAGGAUUGACAAUUCCAGAACAGAAAUUAAUAUCACUUUAUCGACAUAACAGUUGCAUAAUAAAACUGCACUCGCCUUUUCACUCAGCUACUACUGCUCAGCCAGCAUUGAAUGGAAAUUGCAUUACUUUUCUUCAAAAUGUACCAAAUAUUGUCGAUAGUUUACCACUCGCACUUGAUAAUCUGUGUGAUACAUUGAAAGUGAUAUUUAUUGGAGCUCGACCUCCCGAUCGUAUUCAACUAAGGAAAGUUCUCACAGUGCGUAAGAAAAAGAUUAUUGAAGCAUUGCGAUGGUUAAAAAAACAUAAUAUACUUUAUCAAAAAGUUAAUAUAAAUCUUCAAAAUAUUAAUCAAUUACCAGAAGACGAUGUGCCAGAAUGUAUUAUGUCAACAUUAGAGCAAAAAGUAGGCGAUAAAGAAAUUCCCUCUGAAAGAGCUGGUUAUGUUCCAGAUCCAUUAUCCAAUCCAAUAGACUUCACUGCUACAGACAGUAUUCCUAUUAGUAACAGUGGUGUUCUCGAUAUAAAUGGCACAUCAGUUUCUUCCGAAGAAAUUUCAACCUGCGUUUUAAACAGGAUUAAGAAUAACGGACGUGAUGAUGAGAUAAAUACCGAAAAUGUUUAUCUAAUUCCUCAUUCUUCAAGACCUGUCAACGAAUAUUUCAAUCCGAAAUUAUUAGCAGGUCUGUAUCCCACUUUAUUCUGUUAUGGACUUGGCGCACCUGAAGAUCAAUCACGCCCGGUUAUAGUGAAUCUGAGAGAGCACAUUCGAUAUCUAUUAUCUUAUAAUGAUCGUCGUUUCGAAACAAACCAUAGUUUUAUAUUUAUAGUUUUUAAUCUAUUGCAACGCCGUGAUGCCUGUUUUCAUGCUCAAUUGAUCGCAACAAAACCUUACUUUCGAACAUCCGCUGAUGAAAUUCAAUCAUUGAGUAGCAAAGAUAUUGAAGUAGCUCUCGAAAACAGUUUGAAACGGAUAUAUAGCACUGGAUCAAACAAAACAUUGAACAAACUUCUGCAACAUAUUAAAACUAUUGGGGGUCGAAUUAUGGGUUCCGCGUAUUCACGAAUGGCUUUACGUACACAAAUUCAUGCGCUAAUAUAUAAUCAAGGACUACCUAGCAUAUUUCUUACUAUAAAUCCCGCUGAUAUUCACAGUCCAAUAGCACUGUAUUUUGCAGGUGUUAAAAUUGAUUUAGAUAAUAUACAAAAAAGAACAACUUAUGGACGCUUACAAAAGAGCUGA